UUUUCGAACGCAUUGGAAUCUGUCAGUCAAUGUGACGGACGUGUGAUAUUGAUAAGAAAGUGAGAUUGUAGUUUAUAUGAUUUUUGAGCAAAAACGUAACUUUUCACCAAAAUGGGGAUAUUCGCAUCCUGCUGUAAGCCUUCAGCGUCGGACGUGAUAACUCCAGACUCUGAGACCAGACGUCGUCAGCAAGUAGAGGCGGCGGAGAGGCGCGCUGCUCAGGAGGCCUCCCGAGGAGUGAAAGACCCCAGUAAAAUAUCCCGCCUUCAGAAGAGGAGUGAGGAAAUGGAGAAAAGGGAACAGGAACUGACCAAACAGGGUGGAACUGCUUUGAAGUGGACGGCAGACUGAGAUCAGGGUCUGAGUGGGAGCAGUGACACCGGUCAGGCUGCACCCAUAGACAAGGAUGAGAAAUACAAAUACAAGAACUGACCGUUAUAUGCACUGCUACAAAAUAAUAUCACACAAUAUAAUAAUUAAAUAGAAUGAAAAAUAAUUUACACUGAAAAAUACACAAAUGUCAGUCCAGCAUCUGUUUUGGGGUGUAGGUUAACAAUUACUAUUUUAUUACUUGCAAAAUAAGCUAACAUUGCCUAUACCUAGACUGUUUACACAAAGAAAUUAAGUAUCUUUCUACACAGCACUGCACUUUUUCACAUAGACUGAAUCUUAUACAUGCUGUUGAUAUUCAAUAUUGAACCUUAUCUACUGGUUGUAAGGUUGAAAAUUGCAAAGCGGUUUGUGUAUAAUGAAAAUAAGGGGUUAUAAACUCUUAACAGUUGUAAUAAGGUUCAAUAUUAUAUGUCACUUGUUUAUCAGCUCUCUGGCAAGUCCAUGUAAUUGCAAUAAUAAUGCAUACAUGUUUUUAAAUAUGAGGAAUUCAUUCACGGCUGGUUUGACCUUGUUUUUCACCAAAAAUAAUAUUAUCUUGGUUUUAAAUUACUGUUCUACAUAGAGCAGAUUUUUCAAACAUCAGGUAAUUUAUAUUUGAAACUUUAAUAAUUCAAACAUAAUGUUCAGAUAAGCUAUAAGGCGAUAUAAAAAUCGGCCCUUAAAAAUAUAUUAAAUCUAUUAAUGAUGUGUUUAUUGUCUAAAGAAAACUCUAUCAUGUAUAAUCUUAGUAUUAUUUAUGAAAUGUUUAACUAUGAUUGUAUAAGUGUAUAUUAAAUGUUAGAUAUUGUGAAUAUUUUAUGUUGUAGCCACUUUGCGAAACUUUUUGUUUUGCAAUAGGUAUGAUAUUAUUUUUUAAUUUUAAUAUAGUUUUGUCUCUGUUUGGAGUGUUCAGAAAGGAAGUCUUGGUAUCAUGGGAAUACAAUCUAUAUCGAUACACAUAAUCUAUUGGCCUAUUUUAAAUUAAGAAAAAAUAAAAAGUAUUGCUCAAUAUUAGAGAAAAAUAUUACCUAUACAAAAGUUUUAGAAUCAAUAUUGAAAUUGACAGUAUUUUUGCUACAAAGAAAUGUUUAGAUGAAGAAGCGAUGUGGCUACUACAUAUGCACUGAUUGUUAGUUAUUUAAGGUAAUUUAUAUAAAAAUGUAAUUAUAUGUGUUAUAGACAA
This is a messenger RNA of Helicoverpa zea (corn earworm), 1555 nucleotides long. RefSeq names its product small VCP/p97-interacting protein (gene Svip). The coding region runs from base 112 to 351 and encodes 79 amino acids. Gene Ontology annotation, cellular component: endoplasmic reticulum membrane. The record is from RefSeq and is a predicted model, not a curated record. Lineage: Eukaryota; Metazoa; Arthropoda; Insecta; Lepidoptera; Noctuidae. Gene Ontology annotation, biological process: positive regulation of autophagy; negative regulation of retrograde protein transport, ER to cytosol; negative regulation of VCP-NPL4-UFD1 AAA ATPase complex assembly. The transcript has 3 exons.